Oncorhynchus nerka (sockeye salmon) is the source of this 1881-nucleotide messenger RNA. RefSeq lists its product as uncharacterized. NCBI's taxonomy places the organism in Eukaryota, Metazoa, Chordata, Actinopteri, Salmoniformes, Salmonidae. The transcript is spliced from 4 exons. The coding region runs from base 1 to 1881 and encodes 626 amino acids. The record is from RefSeq and is a predicted model, not a curated record.
AUGGUCACACCUCCGUCACCUCAGGAGCUCCCCAGCCUGCCUCUCACUAGCCCCAGCCUGCUUCUCACCAGCCCCAGCCUGCCUUCCACCAUCCCCAGCCUGCCUUCCACCAGCCCUAGCCCUGCCUUCCACCAUCCCCAGCCUGCCUUCCACCAGCCCCAGCCCUGCCUUCCACCAUCCCCAGCCUGCCUUCCACCAGCCCCAGCCCUGCCUUCCACCAUCCCCAGCCUGCCUUCCACCAGCCCCAGCCUGCCUUCCACCAUCCCCAGCCUGCCUCCCACCAGCCCCAGCCUGCCUUCCACCAACCCCAGCCUGCCUUCCACUAGCCCCAGCCCUGCCUUUCACAAGCCCCAGCCCUGCCUCCCGCCAGCCCCUGCCCUGCUUCUCACCAGCCCCGGCCUGCCUCCCACCAGCCCCAGCCUGCCUCUCACCAGCCCCAGCCUGCCUCCCACCAGCCCCAGCCCUGCUUCUCACCAGCCCCAGCCUGCCUCCCACCAGCCCCAGCCCUGCUUCUCACCAGCCCCAGCCCUGCUUCUCACCAGCCCCAGCCCUGCUUCUCACCAGCCCCAGCCCUGCUUCUCACCAGCCCCAGCCCUGCUUCUCACCAGCCCCAGCCUGUCUCUCACCAGCCCCAGCCUGCCUCCCACCAGCCCCAGCCUGCCUUCCACCAGCCCCAGCCUGCCUCCCACCAGCCCCAGCCUGCCUCUCACCAGCCCCAGCCCUGCCUCCCACCAGCCCCAGCCUGCCUCCCACCAGCCCCAGCCUGCCUCCCACCAGCCCCAGCCUGCCUCCCACCAAGCCCUAGCCCUGCCUCUCACCAGCCCCAGCCUGCCUUCCACCAGCCCCAGCCUGCUUCCCACCAGCCCCAGACCUGCCUCUCACCAGCCCCAGCCUGCCUCCCACCAGCCCUACCCCAGCCUGCCUCUCACCAGCCCCAGCCUGCCUCCCACCAGCCCCAGCCCUGCUUCUCACCAGCCCCAGCCUGCCUCCCACCAGCCCCAGCCCUGCUUCUCACCAGCCCCAGCCCUGCUUCUCACCAGCCCUAGCCCUGCUUCUCACCAGCCCCAGCCUGUCUCUCACCAGCCCCAGCCUGCCUCCCACCAGCCCCAGCCUGCCUUCCACCAGCCCCAGCCUGCCUCCCACCAGCCCCAGCCUGCCUCUCACCAGCCCCAGCCCUGCCUCCCACCAGCCCCAGCCUGCCUCCCACCAGCCCCAGCCUGCCUCCCACCAGCCCCAGCCUGCCUCCCACCAAGCCCUAGCCCUGCCUCUCACCAGCCCCAGCCUGCCUUCCACCAGCCCCAGCCUGCUUCCCACCAGCCCCAGACCUGCCUCUCACCAGCCCCAGCCUGCCUCCCACCAGCCCUAGCCCUGCUUCUCACCAGCCCCAGCCUGCCUUCCACCAUCCCCAGCCUGCCUUCCACCAGCCCUAGCCCUGCCUUCCACCAUCCCCAGCCUGUCUUCCACCAUCCCCAGCCUGCCUCUCACCAGCCUCAGCAUGCCUCUCACCAGCCCCAGCCUGCCUUCCACCAGCCCCAGCCUGCCUCCAUAGCCCUGCCUCUCACCAUCCCCAGCCUGCCUUCCACCAGCCCCAGCCUGCCUUCCACCAGCCCCAGCCUGCCUGUCACCAGCCCCAGCCUGCCUCUCACUAGCCCCAGCCCUGCCUCCCACCAGCCCCAGCCUGCCUCUCACCAGCCCCAGCCUGCCUUCCAGCAGCCCCAGCCUGCUUGUCACCAGCCCCAGCCUGCCAUCCACCAGCCCCAGCCUGCCUCCCACCAGGCCCAGCCUGCCUCUCACCAGCCCCAGCCUGCCUCGCACCAGCCCCAGCCUGCCUUCCACCAGCCCCAGCCUGCCUGUCACCAGCCCCAGCCUGCCUCUCACUAG